AUGGUUGGACCGCACCGAUAUCGUGGUCUCUCCGCCUCGGAGUACGAUCUCAACACCGCAUCAAUACCCCCCUCUACAUCCGAGCUGCCACCACCGGACCAGUUUGCAUUCAGCACUACACUUCGCAAGGCGAAUCCAGACGAACCAUACGGCCAUGGUGCAGGAGACCACAACGCAUACCCGCCAACAUUCGGGUCUCCUUCGCGUGGCAGGUCACACAAGCACCACGACUCGGACGCAUCCAUUCGGAAGGGCGCAUCGAUCGAAGUACAGCGGGUCGGCGUCCCCUCAUCAUCCUCAUCUUCCUCCAUCUACGCCGACCUCUCUGCCUCCGCGCGCUUCACGCAUCUUUCGGUGCAGCAGUGUCUCGAGGCUCUUCACUGCCCUUCUCUCGAGUCGGGCCUGUCACCGCUCCUAGUCCACGAAGCCAGGCUCGAGGCGGGCGGCUACAACGAGUUUGCCGUCCGCGCUGGCGACGAGCCCUGGAAGAAGUUCUUAGCUCAAUUCCAGGAGCCCCUGAUCCUGCUCUUGCUCGCCAGUGCUGCCGUCAGCCUGUUGAUAGGUCAGAUUGACGACGCCGUCAGCAUCACCAUCGCCAUGAUCAUCGUCAUCAGCGUCGCCUUCUACCAAGAGCAAAAGUCCGAAAAGUCGCUCGAGGCGCUCAACAAGCUCGUUCCGCACUACUGCCAUCUCAUCCGCGAAGGCGUCACGUCCAGCGUUCUGGCCAACGAGCUUGUCCCAGGCGACGUCGUCACAUUCAGCACGGGCGACAGGAUACCAGCAGAUGUCAGGAUCUGCGAAUGUGUCUCCCUCGAGGUGGACGAGAGCACCUUGACGGGAGAGAUCAAGCCACGCAGAAAGCAUGCCGACAUCGUACCGAGGGGCGGAGCCACACCGACUGGCGAGGCAAACGGUGCCAACGGCCACGCUGCCAAUGGAACCAACGCCAAUGCAUCCGAGACGACAUCCAUCAAUGAGCGUGAGAACAUCGCCUUCAUGGGCACUCUCGUCAAGUCCGGCCACGGCAAAGGCAUCGUCGUCGGCACAGGCGUCACCACCGAGUUCGGUAUGAUCUUCAGCAUGGUCGACGAGGUGGAAGAGAAACGCACGCCGCUUCAACUCAACAUGGACGAGCUCGCCAAGAAGCUCAGCAUGAUCAGCUUCGCCGUCAUCGCCGUCAUCUGCUUGAUGGGGGUGUGGCAGCAUCGACCUUGGCUGGAGAUGUUCACCAUCGGCGUGUCUCUAGCUGUGGCAGCUAUUCCGGAAGGGCUUCCCAUCGUCGUCACCGUCACGCUGGCGCUCGGUGUAUUGCGCAUGUCGCACCGCAAGGCCAUCGUCAAGAAGCUGCCAUCGGUCGAGACGCUCGGCUCGGUAUCGGUGGUCUGCUCCGACAAGACGGGGACACUGACCACCAACGAGAUGACGGUCACCAAAUGCUGGACUGCCGAGGAUGGGAUCAUCGACGUUGCGGAUCACAUGUCGCACAAGCAUUCGCAAGCUUUGUCCAGAGCACUGCUUACUGGCAAUGUCUGCAACAACUCUCACAGGAACGAGCUUGGAACAAACGUGGGUCAGGCAACCGACGUCGCUUUGGUCAACAUCCUGAAAAUUUUUGGACUCGAAGACCAAAGGCCUUACUUCAAGAGAAGCGCAGAGGUCGCAUUCGACUCGGAGACCAAGUACAUGUCAGUCACUGGCGUGCUAAGCACAGGCGGAGCAGGCGCUGGCGAGGCGGUCUACGUCAAAGGCGCCUUGGAGGUUCUCCUGGCGAAGAGCAGUUCCAUUCUGGGCGCAGAUGGGUCACCAGUGCGACUGGACGAAAGCUGGAAGAAGAAGGUCACAGAGGCGUCUGAGAAGCUGUCCAGUCAAGGACUCAGAGUCAUCGCAUUUGCCUCGGGUCCGAGCGGCAGUCUCGACUCGCGCACACUGACUUUUUCGGGCUUGCAGGCCAUGCAGGAUCCUCCCAGGCCAGGCGUCAAAGAGGCCAUUGCACAGCUGGCUCGCGGUGGUGUACAGGUCGUCAUGAUCACGGGCGAUUCUGAGGUCACGGCUGUAGCCAUGGCGAAGCAGCUCGGCAUUCUGUCCCCGUCAUCCUCAGCCUCUACAACGGGGGUGCUGACAGGUCGUCAGAUCGACGCGCUCACCGAACGCCAGCUACAAGAACGCAUUCCAUCGAUAUCGGUGUUUGCACGCACGACCCCGAGGCACAAGAUGUCCAUCAUCUCCGCUCUGCAGUCCGCCGGUGCUGUCGUUGCCAUGACAGGCGACGGAGUCAACGAUGCUCCUGCACUCAAGAUGGCCGACAUCGGCAUCAGCAUGGGAAAAGGCGGCACGGACGUCGCCAAGGAAGCAGCGGACGUCAUCCUGGUCGACGACAAUUUUGCCACCAUCCUUUCGGCCGUCGAAGAAGGAAAAGGGAUCUUCCUCAACAUCCAAAACUUUCUGUCCUUCCAGCUUUCCACGGCUGUCGCAGCUUUGACGCUGAUCACACUCAGCACGGCCUUCCGGCUGAAGCUGCCGCUCAAUGCGAUGCAGAUUCUGUUCAUCAACAUCCUCAUGGACGGUCCACCGAGUCAGAGUCUCGGGGUGGAUCCUGUGGAUCGCAAGAGCGUCAUGUCGCGACCGCCCCGCGUUAAAAACGCACCGGUUCUCAACAGGCGCCUAUUCUACCGCAUCGGUUUCAGCGCUACCAUGGUCGUCCUUGGUACACUGUACGUGUACAUUCACGAACUGGUUCCUGCCGACAUCGGCCUCCCGCUGCACGACGGCGCGCACACCGAAAAAGUUGCAGACCAAAGAGACAGCACUAUGACCUUCACCUGCUUCGUCUUUCUCGACCUUGUGUCCGCCGUCCAAAACCGUGGCCUGUACACGGCGAUUACGGCGAACAGAAUGCUAGGAUUGACAGUGAGCAUCUCCUUGGUCGCACAACUGGGGAUGGUCUAUCUGCCUCCUUUGCAGGGGGUGUUUCAAACGACGGGGCUGGCGUUGGGGGAUUUAGUGUUCCUGGCCGCUAUUGCAGGGGUUAGUUUUGUGCUGCAUGAAGGGAGGAGGUUCGUCGAGAGACGGGUUGUCGAGAGGGAGUUGGGGGAGAGUGCCGCGGUAGGGAGUGGGGAGUGGGCGUGA
Messenger RNA from Kalmanozyma brasiliensis GHG001, 3126 nucleotides. Its product is annotated as Cation-transporting P-type ATPase, N-terminal. The transcript has a single exon. Lineage: Eukaryota; Fungi; Basidiomycota; Ustilaginomycetes; Ustilaginales. Gene Ontology annotation, molecular function: ATP binding; P-type calcium transporter activity; ATP hydrolysis activity. Gene Ontology annotation, biological process: manganese ion transport; intracellular calcium ion homeostasis; calcium ion transmembrane transport. Gene Ontology annotation, cellular component: plasma membrane; Golgi membrane; endoplasmic reticulum. The record is from RefSeq and is a predicted model, not a curated record. The coding region runs from base 1 to 3126 and encodes 1041 amino acids.